Lachancea sp. 'fantastica' is the source of this 591-nucleotide messenger RNA. Lineage: Eukaryota; Fungi; Ascomycota; Saccharomycetes; Saccharomycetales; Saccharomycetaceae. The record is from the annotation of a GenBank genome assembly.
AUGGCAAUCCAGACUAUUUUGGUAAUCAAUAAGUCUGGCGGGCUGGUUUACCAGCGAGAUUUUGUUCCCAAUGCUCCACGAUUGUCUAGUAACGAGUACUUGAUCUUAGCAGGAACGCUACAAGGAAUUGUAGCGAUUGCUAGUCAAAUAACCCCAAAAUCCUUGCAACUUGCUGGCAAAAGCAGUGCCAAAGGAGGUAAUGAGCCGAUGGGUAGCAAUUCCGCACCUCUGGUGCCAUAUAUGGGAACUCUUGGAGCUACAACUGCCAGCGGUGCACCUUUGGGCAGCUUUUUGGGUCCAGACUACUUCAACGAUGCAUUUGCAAGCUGGAAUGGCAGAGGGCUUAAACACGUUACUACAGAGCAGAACUCACUGUUCGUAUACCACACACUUACCGGUAUCAAGUUUGUAGCGGUAAGCACUCAACCCACAACCAAUGCGAUGGCGGUGGCAGUGGCAGAAAAUCUGUUGCGUAAGACGUAUUGUCUGUAUGCGGACUACGUUAUGAAAAAUCCAUUCUACGAAGCGGAAAUGCCCAUCAAAUGCGAGCUAUUUGAUCAACAUUUGGGCGCAUUGGUUGGCCAGCUGUAA